Pomacea canaliculata is the source of this 3308-nucleotide messenger RNA. Its product is annotated as presequence protease, mitochondrial-like. NCBI's taxonomy places the organism in Eukaryota, Metazoa, Mollusca, Gastropoda, Architaenioglossa, Ampullariidae. Gene Ontology annotation, cellular component: mitochondrial matrix. Gene Ontology annotation, biological process: protein processing. Gene Ontology annotation, molecular function: metal ion binding. The record is from RefSeq and is a predicted model, not a curated record.
UGGCAGCGCCCUUGUACAAACGUGGAUAACACAGAGAAAGAAUUUUAAGCAGUUGCUCAGAUUGCUGGGAUUACCGCGAACAGAACCUGUCAGAAUAAUUAAAUGGAGAUUAGUGUAUUUCUGAUUACAUAUCUGUAGAUAUUUCACAUUCUAAUUCGUCCUUCUUUAUACCCUCAAAGUCAAAUGAUGAAAUAGAUUUAACUUUCGUUUUCUGGAUUAGACACUAACCCAUUCAGUUUAACCUCAGCAGCCUGAAUCUGGUGUGGAGUCAUUACAAACUGUUCUACAAGAUGAUGUGUAGAAGAGGGUGGUAUCUCCUUGGCAAGAAUUAUCGACUAUGUCACAGUUUUUCACGUGUACUUCGAUCCACCAAUGUCCAACCCCGUGAUGCAGCUAGAGCUUAUAAACCUGGAGACAAAGUCAGUGGCUAUACUGUUAACAGGGUGGUGGAGGUACCAGAUUUUUACAUCACUGCUGUUAUGCUUCAGCAUGAUAAGACAGGUGCCCAACACUUGCAUGCAGCAAAAGAUGAUGACAACAAUGCUUUCAGUGUCAUGUUCCGCACCACACCUAUGGACAGUACAGGUGUGGCACAUAUACUGGAGCAUACUGCACUUUGUGGAUCCCAUCGGUUUCCUGUUCGAGAUCCUUUCUUCAAAAUGCUUAGCCGAUCAUUGGCUACAUUCAUGAAUGCUCUUACAGCAAAUGACUGGACAAUGUAUCCAUUCUCCACACAAAACCCAAAAGAUUUUCAAAAUCUUUUGUCGGUCUAUCUUGAUGCAGUUUUCAGACCUCUGCUUAGGGAACUUGACUUCUGUCAAGAGGGUUGGAGGUUAGAACAUGAGGAUUCCAAUGAUCCUGGGUCUCCCCUCACCUUCAAAGGUGUUGUAUAUAAUGAAAUGAAAGGAGUGUUUUCCAGUUCCCAGAACCUGUUUGGUAUGGCAGCCCAGAGCCAGCUGUUGCCAAGUCACACUUAUGGAAUUGUGUCAGGAGGUGAUCCCCAUUAUAUUACUGACCUCACCUGGCAACAGCUGAAAGACUUCCAUGCAACCCAUUACCACCCUUCCAAUGCCAAAUUCUUUACCUAUGGCAACUUCCCUCUGCUGGGUCACCUGGAAUAUCUUAACACCUACCUUCAGCACUUUAACAGAAUUCCAGUCAGUACGUCUGUUCCUAAUGAGCCACGCUGGUCAGCACCUAGACAGCACAGACUGACAUGUCCGCCAGACCCCAUGGCUGCAGACCCCAGCAAACAAACUACAGUAGCUGUCAAUUAUCUUCUUGCAGACAUCACAGACACAUUUGAGGCCUUCAAGCUUCAAGUUGUGUGCAGCUUGCUUACAGAGGGAGAAGCUGCUCCCUUCUACAAAGCCUUGCUUGCCUCUAAUAUUGGUAGUGACUAUGCUCCAAUCACUGGUUAUCAGGGGCAGACAAAAGAAGGAAGCUUUGCGGUUGGACUCCAAGGUAUAAAAGAAUCUGAUGUGGACACAGUCUUACAGAUUAUUGACCAAACCAUGGACAAAGUUGUCAAAGAAGGGUUUGAGCAGGAAAGACUAGAGGCUCUGCUGCACAAGAUUGAACUGGGACAGAAGCAUCAAACUAAUAAUUUUGGUUUUCACCUUGCCAUUGGUGUGGCCUUCAGCUGGAACCAUGAUGGGGACCCAGUGAGACUGAUUCAAGUGAGUGAACAUGUUGAGCAACUGAGGCGAGAACUGAAAGCCAAUCCUCAACUUCUGCAAGAGACUGUGAGGCACUACUUGAAAGUAAACUCUCAUCGACUUACCCUAACAAUGAACCCGGAUCCUGAGUACACUGCUAAGCAACAGGCUGAAGAAAAGGACAGGCUUGCCAAGAAAGUGGCUGUCCUGACAGAGAUGGAUAGAGAACACAUUAGAAACAAAAGUAUUGAGCUGCUGCAGAAACAAAUGGAACAAGAGGACCUGUCAUGCCUCCCGUCCCUCAAAGUGGACGACAUUGAUCCCCUGGUCAAACCUGAAAUUACAGAGACGACUACUCUGUCUGGUGUCCCAGUGCAGUACAGCAAGCAGCCAACAAAUGGUGUGACUUACCUGCGUAUGGUGUCCAGCAUCACAGAGUUUCCUUCUCACCUAACAGCCCUGCUACCUUUGUUCUGUAACAUCAUCACCAGAAUAGGAGCUGGUGGUCAUGACUAUCUGUGGAUGUCUCAACAGCAGGAAUUGUAUACUGGAGGGCUUUCAGCAUCCACACAUGUGGGUUGUCAUCACACCGACCCCACAUCUUUUCAGCAGGCCCUGGUGUUUUCAUCUUAUUGUUUGGAACGUAACCUGGGCAAGAUGUUGGAACUGUGGCAUCUCAUCUUCACAAGCCCCGAUUUUAACGACUUGCAACGGUUGACAACUCUGAUCCGCAUGACAGCAAGCGAACUUGCAGCCAGCGUCUCUGAAGCAGGACAUAAAUAUGCCCUGGCCCAUUCUGCCUCCUCUCUCAAUUCUGCUGCUGCUCUUGAAGAGCUCUUCAGUGGCAUGAGUCAGGUGAGACUGAUGAAGAGUAUUGCUGAAACCUCAGAUCUCACAUCUAUAGUACAGCAGCUUCAAGAGAUAGCAGCUCUUGUUCUCAACAAAGAAAAUCUCAGAGUUUCAGUUAAUGCAACACCUGAACAAAUGGAAAAUUCUUGUGGGCAAGUGGAGUCUUUCCUGAAUGGGCUCCCAGGAAAUUGCCAGGAUCCUCAAGUGUAUAGAAAGGUGACAGAUAUUCCAUCAGCCCCUUGGUCUACUCAUUUUGAGCUUCCAUUUUCUGUGAACUAUGUUGCAUGCAGCUUUGCUGCUGUUCCGUUCACACAUCCUGAUCGCCCAGCACUGAGUGUAUUGGCUGCUCUCCUGUCUAGAAAAUAUCUUCACAGAGAAAUAAGAGAAAAAGGCGGUGCAUAUGGAAGUGGAGCAAUAUCUGGUGAUGGCAUCUUCAGUUUUUUCUCCUACAGAGACCCACACAACACACAGACACUUAGUGUGUUUGAGCAAAGUGUGGAGUGGGCAGCGACUGGCCAGUUUGCACAACAGGACCUUGAAGAGGCUAAGAUCAGUGUCUUUCAAGGGCUGGACAAGCCAGUAACACCAGGUAACCAAGGCAAGAGACAGUUUUUGGAUGAUUCUGAUGAAAUGAGACAAAUGUACCGUGACCACCUCUUUGCCAUCACCAAGAAUGACAUUGUUCGUGUUGCAAAGCAGUACUUGCAAGAUUCUAGCAAAUCAAAAGGCACUUGCUGCUUAGGCCCUUCUGUACCUGCCUUCCAGGAGGACAGCAGGUGGACAGUUAUCAGAGAGCAGUGA